UCAUAUUCAAGUGCUUCCCAAUUCCAAAAUGGCCGACCACAACUGCUCCUGGUGACGACAUACUUAGCGCCCUCAGUCGCCGCCUUAUGAGCUGGCUGUCACCUCGCAUGCCACGCCCCUAGAUUACUGUCAGUCCCUGGGGCUGCAACCAUGGCGGAUGAGAUCAGCAAAGCCCAGACAGCCCGUCCUGGUGGAGACACCAUAUUCGGGAAAAUAAUCCGCAAGGAAAUCCCGGCCAACGUUUUCUAUGAGGAUGAUCAAUGUAUCGCUUUCCACGAUAUCUCUCCACAAGCGCCAACACAUUUCCUAGUGGUGCCUAAGAAGGCCAUUAGCCGCGUUUCAGAAGCGGAGCCUGCUGAUGAAGCUCUCCUUGGACAUCUGAUGAUCGUUGGCAAAAAAUGCGCUGCUGAUCUAGGCCUGACGAAUGGCUACCGUCUGGUCGUAAAUGAAGGACCAGAUGGUGGCCAGUCUGUUUACCACCUUCACCUGCAUGUUCUUGGGGGACGUCAGCUGGGCUGGCCUCCAGGCUAAUGGCCUAUGGUGUACACCACACAAAUGGAGCUGUCCCAGUCUGUCCUGCGUUGUCUAAAUGUCAGCCCCAAUAAGUAGUCAUUUAUUUAGACAGGCGCUCAUCUGAUGUAUGUUGCAUUUAGCAUGGAAUAAAUAAAAAUGAUUUUGUUUAUUUCGGA
Messenger RNA from Hyla sarda, 689 nucleotides. It is a transcript of the gene HINT1, whose product is annotated as histidine triad nucleotide binding protein 1. Gene Ontology annotation, cellular component: nucleus; cytoplasm. The coding region runs from base 151 to 531 and encodes 126 amino acids. NCBI's taxonomy places the organism in Eukaryota, Metazoa, Chordata, Amphibia, Anura, Hylidae. The record is from RefSeq and is a predicted model, not a curated record. The transcript has 3 exons. Gene Ontology annotation, biological process: purine ribonucleotide catabolic process. Gene Ontology annotation, molecular function: hydrolase activity.